Messenger RNA from Puccinia graminis f. sp. tritici CRL 75-36-700-3, 2007 nucleotides. RefSeq lists its product as uncharacterized. Lineage: Eukaryota; Fungi; Basidiomycota; Pucciniomycetes; Pucciniales; Pucciniaceae. The coding region runs from base 78 to 1667 and encodes 529 amino acids. The record is from RefSeq and is a predicted model, not a curated record. The transcript has 3 exons.
CACACCUCCCUCUCACAUAUCAACCACUGCCCCACGAUUGCCCCUUACUGGAUCGGCCCUUACCAGACUAGCCACUCAUGUCCGUCAGUCAGCUUGAUCCAACCCUGUUAACACUUAGCCCAUUAAGUGACCGUUUGGCACCCCCUCCUCCUGGAAGUCAGGCAAGCGGCCCCGAUGUGACAGGCCUCACCCUUGCUUCCGACCUUUCGAAUGUAUCUGGAGCUCAAUCGCCUCAUCUCAACACAACGGCUGAAUUGGCUGGUGGGAAGAAGAAACGAUACCGCCGAACUCAGAAGGAAAUGGCAGCGUUUCGCUCAGAGCAGGCCAAUAUUAAAAAGAUCAAGGCCCUCGAAAAAGCGAAGGAGAAGCGGGCAAAAAGCCGUGGUCGUGGUGGUACUCGUCGUUUAACGCACACAUCGGCCUCGGAACAAUCACAGGCCAACUUAAAUCAAGGCUCGGCCCCGGUGACAUCACAGCCAUUGGUCCCGGACCCCAACCCUCCAUUCAACUCGGAUGACUAUGAGAAUGUGUGUUCGUACCUCGAGGAGGAAGCGAACUAUACUAGGCUCUAUGGCGAUGGUUCAAAGACAUCGGUUGGGAAGAAUAAGGUUACUAAGGGUGCGGCCUAUGACAUGUUUGCAAUCUUUAUCAACAGCAGUUCCAACCUUCGGCUUCGUCUGACUGGGAGCCAACUUCGCCAACGGAUCGAUGGGUACAAGAAGCGAUUCAUGAAGGCCAAAGACUUCGCCGAGAACACCGGGGCUGGAAUUGAAGAAGGCGAUGGCCUACCGACUCUCGCCGAGCUGCUCGAGAAGAAAUGUCCGUGUUAUGAACGGAUGUACGCUAUAUUUGGCGCGAAGGCGAAUGUGACCCCUUUGGCGCAGUUUGACUCCGGUGUAGGUGCCAACCUAUAUGCCGAUGCUUCGAACGUGCGGGACGGUGAAGAACCGACUUUAUCUCCGGAGGUCUUCUACUCGGGAUGGGAAGAGAGCGAAGUGGAUCAACCCCCUUCGGGUGCAAAUACCCCCGCGGCCGGCCUGGAUUUGACCCGCUGUCGAAGCGCGAUCGCUCACCUCACGAGCCUUAAUAUCCCCAACUCAGAUGCGGAGGGGGACCUGGACGAUGAUCUGCUCCCCCCGCCCCUGGACUUCAGUGGGACCGCGAUGGAUCCCUCGCCCAGCCUGAUGACUCAACGAUCGAUUGCACGGGCCACUCAAGGUUCUGCUAAUCCAGCGGCGUAUAGUGGGGCAUCGGUACCUUCGGUCUCCCAGUUAACCACUCGAGACCCAGGGGGUCCUUCCCCAGCAAACGGGGUUAGUACCAGCCGCCGCGCGUUUGCUAAUCAGCGAUCGACAGAAGCCAGCCCUGCGGGACCGGUCCGAGAGGUUAAUGGGAAACAGAAAACGACGUUGGCUAGUGCGUUCGAAAGCUCAAACACUGAGAAAUUUGCAUAUCUGAAGGCGCACAUGGAGUGGGAGAAGCAGAAGGAAGAUAACCGACUUCAGUGGGAGAAAGAACGAUACAAUAAGGAGGCCCAACGAGCGACCGAGGGGGCUCAAGGACUAGCUAAAUUGGCCGAAACAAAGUUGAACGCCGCACAGAUGUGGAUCAACCAAGGCAAAUCGUCGGCCGAGGUUGACCUCCUCUUGAAGGCAAUCUAUGGAUGAGGAUAUCUGAGGUUUGAUUUUAGCAUAGUAUUACGGAUUUGCACAUGGCUUGAUUACUCGGGUCGCUGGUCUGACCAAGCAGCCUUUAUUGGCCGGUCAGCUAGAAGUCAUCUGGAUCUUGUUUUCUCUGUUGAUUUCCUCUUGUUAUCUCUUUUGAUUUCCGUCUAUAUACCGGAAGGCUGGUCUGCCCAAGCUGCCAUUAGUGGCUCAUCAGCUGGAUUUUGUUCUCCGAUUUUGUUUUCCAUUUAUCUCAUCUGUCUGAUCUCAUGUCGCCCGGGCCGAGAUGUCCUAUGAUGUUACUUAACCGUUGUGCAAUGCGACUCAAAUCACGAGGCGGGGA